AUGUUAGAUAAUCGUGCAUCAUAUUUCAAUAUUUAGGGGAAUAAAGCUAGCAUUAAUUUGAAUGUGAAACUGUUUUAAUCGAUGAAAUCGAAAGGACAGUUAAUAAAAUCAAAAUCAAAAGAGCCAAUCAGGGGACAAUUUAGAACCUUAAAGAAAUUGGAAGAUAACAUUGAUGAACCACAAAUGUAAUAAAGAGCUUUAACAACAUAAAAGAAAUUAGCACCAUUGAUAGAGGAGCCAUAAUAAAAGAACGAAGACCUAAAUCCUUUGCGAUAUAAUUUAAUUCAAUUAUUGGUUUUGAUGGGAAAAAAAGAAUAUUAUUUUGAUAAAAUAGUGAAAGAUGAUUUGAAAUUAAUUAGAGUUUUUACUCAAUCUAAGGAGAAUCCAGAAGAACAUCUCUAAAAAAUUAAGAAAUUUUUAAGCAACAAAGUUCGUUACAAGUAUAGAAGCACAUUUAAAAUGCUAUUGUAAAUUUAGCUUGAGUUAUUAAAAUACACUCCCAAAAAGAAAUCAGUUGCUAUCAAAAAUAGUCAAAAAGAAUUUGAAUAUGAUGAAGAAGAUGAGACACCUAAAAAGAAAAAAAUAAGUGCCAGAGGAAUUCAAGAUUAUCCCACCUGGAAAAGGAAAAACAAUGUCGCUCCAAAUCAAAAGGUAUUUAUAAUUACAAGUGGAUAUCACGCACUUCGAGAUGCGUUGCUAGAAAGAAAUUGGGCUGAAAAUGAAGAUGCUUACAGUCCAUUCUUUGAUCUCAAAUGGACUUGUAGUUUGAGAAGUGAUGACUUUAUGAAUCUAAUGGAAUUCCAAUAAAUUAACCAUUUCGAUUGCAAUUAGUGUUUAUGUUCUAAAUAUGGACUGGCAAGAAAUAUCAGAUGCAUCAAUAACUGGGAAUCCUUCUUUCCUCGAUGUUACGAUCUUGGUGAUUUAGUUGAUUUCUUAGACUUUAUUGAGGAUUUCAAAAUAUCCAAAAUCCAAAGUAUAUUACUAGAUUUUGAUCAAAGUUUAUAAAAUCAAACUUAGCAUAAAAACAUUGUUGAACCUGAAGAUGAUGAAGACAUCAACAGCAAUAAGGUAGAUGACUAAAAUAUUACAUUACAACCAGAACCAUUUUUUAAUAAUAAUCUCAAAUUAGACGACCAGAAUAAUACUAUUAGAAAUAAAGAAGAAAAAUAACUACCUUUUAUUGUUAAUCAGUUAUCUUAUAGAUAGAGAUUCAAAAUUAGACUUUGUUUAGUUGUAAUGAGUCGAGUCAAUAAAUCUUUGAGUAACAUGGUCAAAAGUAUCCUUAAAGAUGAAUUUCCAUUUAUUCAUCCUGGAGAAUGGAUUGUCCUUCUGAAAGACCCUGAAAAACCAAGGGAAAUCUUAAUACAGGACUAUCUAGAGUAAUAACUUAAACUAAAUGGGUAUGAGGAUUGCGAAGGUCCUGAAUUUCUACAAAAGUAUGUCCCUUAAAUUAAAGAAUUGCUCAAACAAUUAAACAAGAAUCCUUAAAACUCUCUGUAAGGAACCAGAAAUAUUUGGAUUGUUAAACCUGAAUACUCUUCAAGAGGAAGGGGCAUCAGAUGUCUAGAUGAUAUAUAUCAAAUUUUAGAUAAUGUAAAUAAGGAAACUAUGAAUUAUGUUGCCAUGAAGUAUAUAGAAAACCCUUUGAUUAUAAAAAAUCGUAAAUUUGAUAUCAGACAAUGGAUAUUGGUAACCGAAUUAGUUCCAUUAAAAAUAUAUUUCUAUAAUGAGUGUUAUGUGAGGUUCUCAGCUGAAGAAUUUGAUAUUGAUUAGUUUCAAAAUAGAUUUGCACAUCUAACCAACAAUGCUAUUGCUAAGUAUUCAUAAAAGUUUCAUAAGUCAGAAAUUAAAGGUAAUAUGUGGACAUAAGAUGAUUUCUAAUAGUACUUAAUAGAAGAAUUUGGUUGGGAUGUUUUUGGAGAAAAAAUACAACCAAAAUUUAAGGAAAUUGUUAUCAAUAGUCUAAGAUGUUGUAGUGAUCAAUUGAAAAAUAGAAAGCGUUCCUUUGAAGUGUAUGGAUACGACUUUAUGAUUGAUGAUUAAUUUAAUUCCUGGCUAAUUGAAGUGAAUAUGUCACCUUCCAGUGAUACAACCACUCCAGUCACUGCAUAAAUCAUACCUAAAAUGUUAGAAGAUAUUGUUAAAGUAGUUGUGGAUAAUUAAAAUAAGACUAAAAAGAAAAUUGGUGGAUUCUAAUUGAUAUAUAAUAGUGAUACUAAAUUAUUAUGA
Paramecium tetraurelia is the source of this 2229-nucleotide messenger RNA. RefSeq lists its product as uncharacterized. Gene Ontology annotation, biological process: protein polyglycylation. The transcript is spliced from 2 exons. The record is from RefSeq and is a predicted model, not a curated record. Gene Ontology annotation, molecular function: protein-glycine ligase activity, initiating. NCBI's taxonomy places the organism in Eukaryota, Ciliophora, Oligohymenophorea, Peniculida, Parameciidae.